This is a messenger RNA of Pieris rapae (cabbage white), 926 nucleotides long. RefSeq lists its product as uncharacterized. Gene Ontology annotation, molecular function: DNA binding. The transcript is spliced from 2 exons. Gene Ontology annotation, biological process: regulation of transcription by RNA polymerase II. The coding region runs from base 75 to 749 and encodes 224 amino acids. The record is from RefSeq and is a predicted model, not a curated record. Gene Ontology annotation, cellular component: nucleus; transcription regulator complex. Lineage: Eukaryota; Metazoa; Arthropoda; Insecta; Lepidoptera; Pieridae.
GUGGCAUUGACGUGUUUUUAUGAAAUGUGCGAACACGUCCCUUGAUAGUAUCGUUACAAUAAGUUUUAUUUAAUAUGCGUGUAUUUAAAUACGAUGUUAUUCAACUAAUUACUGCGAUACAUAAACGACCUUGCUUGUGGGAUAAAACUGUUGACAAUUAUAAAGAUCGUACUGAACGGAGAGCCGCUUGGGAAGAAGUUUUCACAAUAGUAGACGAUGGUUAUAAUGAUUUAAGUGCUGAGGACAAACGAAUUACCGGAGAAAAAAUUAUAUGCAAAUGGACUAACAUACGCGAUACUUUCGUUAAAUCGCUCAGAUCUCGCAUGGGGGCACCAAAAAGGAAAUACGUUUACUACGAUCAUUUAACCUUUCUUUUAAAGUCUCAGAUAUUGGAUCACGACACUAAUGGCGAUUCCGUUUUCUUUAUAAACAAUGAUAACUCGCCUAAAAAAGAAAGUUCUAGAAAGAGAUCGAGAAGAACGGAGAACUUUGCUUCUGAGAGCGAUUAUGAACAGAAUCAUAAUUCAGAAGUUAUGUUAGAUCAAAGUGACAAUGAAAUUGAACAAAGUGUCUUAGUAGAUACAAGUGAUGCUAGAGUAAUGAAUGAAGACGAGGCAUUUUUUGCGUCGCUCCUGCCUACAGUUGUAAAAUAUAAUGAAGAUGAAAGGCUGGAGUUCAGAAUGGAAGUGUUAGGGGUAAUGAAGAAAAUAAGAGAUAAAAGACAUUGGGGUUCAAAAUUAGAAUCUUAGAUAAGUUAAUUCCUGUGUGAAAAUAAUAAUGUAUAGUUAAGUAAGCACUAAGCAUAGAUAAAAUGUCACCAGAGGAUCAGAUAAGAUCUUGGUAAUUUGGCGGAAGUGUGUAAAUGUGCAAGAACUGAAAAUUGUAGCAACACAAUUUAAUUAGGCUAAUAUGAUUUAUUUUGUUAA